This is a messenger RNA of Erigeron canadensis, 1473 nucleotides long. Its product is annotated as deSI-like protein At4g17486. Bases 407 to 1147 code for a protein of 246 amino acids. The record is from RefSeq and is a predicted model, not a curated record. NCBI's taxonomy places the organism in Eukaryota, Viridiplantae, Streptophyta, Magnoliopsida, Asterales, Asteraceae. Gene Ontology annotation, molecular function: deubiquitinase activity. Gene Ontology annotation, biological process: protein deubiquitination. The transcript is spliced from 5 exons.
UGAAAAAAUAGAUAGAUAAUAAAACCAAGUGUGGUGUGGUGUGGUGUUUUCCAUGGUUGAUGAGAGCUUUAGCCUGACCCUCCCUUACCCUCUUCUCUCUUUCAUUCCUUCCUUCCUUCUCCACUACCAUCAUCACUAGCAUACUUAUACUAAUUCCUACACCAACUUGGCUCAAGUCUUAGAAAAGCUUUUUCUUUACUGUAUAUAAAUUUCCACCAAUCAUAUCAUUUCAUUACCUGAUCAACAAUCCUCUCUCACACACCAAUUAUUAAACCACCCUUUUACCGUUAUGCUCUGUCUGUUACUUACAAAUAUGUUUUUCACUUUUUGAAGAUUCGUUAGGCAAUUGAUAUUUUGGAUGGAUGGCUUGUACUGACUGACUUCAGCAUACACGUGUUGGUGCACGAUGAAAUUUGUUACCAAGAAGGGAGUAACUUCUAAAGUGUCAUCAUUUAGUUUGAAAGGAAAAUCAACGCCUUGCUUUUGUUUAUUCCCAAAAGUUAAAUCUGGAUAUGGGCCAGGAAAGUCGCCGGUUUAUCUCAAUGUGUAUGAUUUAACACCCAUAAACGGCUAUGCUUACUGGGCUGGAUUUGGCAUCUUUCAUUCCGGUGUGGAAGUUCAUGGUAUAGAAUAUGCAUUUGGUGCUCAUGACUAUCCGAGUAGUGGUGUCUUUGAGGUUGAACCUAGGCAAUGCCCGGGGUUUAAGUUUAGGAGGUCAAUUUUAAUUGGGACUACGUGUCUGGACCCAGUCCAGGUCAGAGAGUUCAUGGAACAUCAUGCUGCUAACUACUAUGGUGACACGUAUCAUCUUAUUGUCAAAAACUGCAACCAUUUCUGCAACGACAUCUGUUACAACUUAACAGGGAAGCGAAUCCCAGGAUGGGUUAAUCGACUUGCUAAACUCGGUUCAAUAUUUAGCUGUGUUUUACCAGAAGCCCUUAGAGUUUCAGCUGUGCAACACGAUCCUCAUUUUGUACCAUACGAGAACGAGAAACAAAAGCUUAGAAGCAAUAGUAGCUUUAGUUUCCUAUCAUCAAGGCAAAGACAAUUGUCGGUUUCUUCUUUGCUUCUACAAUCUCCAUUAAAGGGUUGCUUACGGCCUUGGGAAUUAAGGCGAUCCAGAACUGUGGUGCUAAAUGACGGGUAAAAUAAUGGAAUAUUUCGUUGCUUAAAGAAUGUCCAUUUCGUAUUUUAUUUCUUCUUUGUAUGCUCUGGAAUCUCGUAAAUAAGCGGUUGCUGAGUGUAUGUUAGCUUAUGAGUAGGUUUAUUACAUCAAGUUAAAUGAAGCAAGACCUAGGGAGAAGAAUGGUGGUAUAUGCAGUAGAUAAGUUAGGCAUUCUUGCAUCAUUAUAUUAAAUGGGGCAAGGCCGCCGUAAGGGUAACUUUUAUAUUUAACCUGUGUAUUUUCUUUGUAACAAUUUUCUUAAACAAAAAACGAUGCUAUAAAUGUUAUACGUUGGUGUUUUGUUCCAA